Molecule: messenger RNA, 1227 nt
Organism: Humulus lupulus (European hop)
Lineage: Eukaryota; Viridiplantae; Streptophyta; Magnoliopsida; Rosales; Cannabaceae
Exons: 11
Coding region: 153-932 (259 amino acids)
Biological process (GO): protein neddylation; positive regulation of ubiquitin-protein transferase activity
Cellular component (GO): ubiquitin ligase complex
Molecular function (GO): cullin family protein binding; ubiquitin-like protein binding; ubiquitin conjugating enzyme binding
Source: RefSeq, a predicted model, not a curated record
UCAGACUGAAGAGAGAGAGAGAGAGAGAGAGAGAGAGAGGAAGUGCUUCUGUGCGAGAAAGAAAGAAAGUAAGAAAGAAAACACCAGAAACCCUAGCUUUCUCUCUUGAAGCUCUACUCUCUCACUAGCCUCUUAGUUCCACCACCUCCGAAAUGCACAAAUUGGGUAGGGGUCACCGUGACAAAGUGCAGCAGUUCAUAGCUAUAACUGGAGCAAGUGAAAAAGUUGCGUUGCAGGCUUUGAAGGCCAGUGACUGGCAUCUUGAAGGAGCGUUUGAUUUAUUCUACAGCCACCCCCAGUUUAAAUCAUUUACUGAUUCUAGACACUUAGAGGAGCUUUACAAAAGAUAUAAAGAUCCAUAUGUUGAUAUGAUUCUAGCUGAUGGGAUUACUCUCCUUUGUAAUGACCUUCAGGUUGAUCCUCAAGAUAUUGUCAUGUUAGUUGUUUCGUGGCAUAUGAAGGCUGCAACUAUGUGUGAAUUUUCCAAGCAGGAGUUUAUUGGGGGAUUACAAGCACUAGGGAUAGAUACUCUUGAAAAGUUUUGUGAAAGAAUACCAUUUAUGCGCUCUGAGCUGAAAGAUGAACAAAAGUUUCGCGAGAUAUACAACUUUGCCUUUGCCUGGGCAAAAGAAAAGGGUCAAAAGUCUUUGGCAUUGGAUACUGCAAUUGGGAUGUGGCAGUUAUUAUUUGCUGAAAAGCACUGGCCGCUGGUGGAACAUUGGUGCCAGUUUCUACAGGCUCGGCAUAAUAAAGCUAUUUCGAGGGACACAUGGUCUCAGCUGUUGGAGUUUGCAAGAACAGUGGAGCCUUCGCUUUCGAAUUACGAUGCAGAAGGCGCGUGGCCAUACCUCAUUGAUGAAUUUGUGGAGUACUUGCAAGAAAAUGGUGUAAUGCAAAAUGACCAGACGACAGAUUGGAGCCUAAAGCGAUGAUGGAACACACUAGUGCUGGAUCGAUGGAGUAGCUGUGUCUGCUCAUUUUUCGUUAGUGUGAAUUAUGCUUAUGCUAUCCUGUUAAUGUUAUCGGAAUCAUCUGUUUGGCAAAAUAAGACCAAAAUGGAAAAAGGAAUAGGAAAAAGAAGCUUGAUUCGAAAGCAUGGCUUCUAUUGUAAUGACAAUGGUUAAUGAUAUUAUUAUUAUUAGUCGAUGGGAUUCUUGGUUUGGGAAAUACUAUCUUAUCUUAAGUUUAAAUAAAUGACCCUCGGUGCUUAUGAUUUGAUCGACGUUA